Rhododendron vialii is the source of this 930-nucleotide messenger RNA. Its product is annotated as fasciclin-like arabinogalactan protein 14. The transcript has a single exon. The record is from RefSeq and is a predicted model, not a curated record. Bases 1 to 930 code for a protein of 309 amino acids. Lineage: Eukaryota; Viridiplantae; Streptophyta; Magnoliopsida; Ericales; Ericaceae. Gene Ontology annotation, cellular component: plasma membrane.
AUGGGUGCACAAUCCUGCAUCGUCGCCGCCGUCUUCGCGGUCUUGUUUUCCACGCUGUGCGUGUCGCCGGCGGAAGCCGGAGCCGCCGCCACGGCGCAGAAGCCCAAGUUCGACAUCUUGGAAGUCCUAGCGGGGAGCAAGCAGGGAUCGUUUAGCACAUUCAUUAGCCUCCUCAACCAGACGGGGCUCGCGAAAGAGAUCAAUUCCAGAGACACGAUCACGGUACUGGCCGUGGGUGACGGAGCCAUUGGAGGACUGGCCUCUAAGAACCUCGACAGGAUUAAGGACAUCCUCAGCACCCACGUGAUCCUCGAUUACUACGGGAUCGACAAGAUCCAAGAUCUGUCCUCCAAGAAGAACACCACUGUCACCACCAUGUACCAGGCCACCGGCGUUGCCGACGGCAUGCAAGGCUACCUCAAAAUCGUUGUCCUCCCGAACCAAGGCCCCCAGCUGACCGAUAGAAUCAGGAUCGGGUCGGCUGCCAAAGGCGCUCCCUUUGACAUCCGGCUGCUCAGCGACACCGAGGUUGCUUUCAAGAAGUUUGACUAUGUGGUCCUAAGCAUAUCUGGAGUCAUCUUUACUCCUGGGAUUGACGGAUUGACUCCUCCGCCGACCGCCGCACCUGCACCUGCACCCAAGAAGACCCCGGUCGCACCGGCACCCCACCACAACACGACGACGGCAACCCCCGCCCCCAGCCCCGUUGAUGACGACGCUGACUACGACACGCCUACGCCUGAGGCGGCGCCUGCUCCAGCACCCGUGCUGAGCUCCCCAUCGGAGUCUGUCGAUGCCCCCACCGCCGAUGAUACACCAGCAACGACAACUCCUCCUCCAAGCUCUUCAGCAAUCCACAUCUCCUCAACCUACAUCUUCACUGCCCUUAUCGUGGUUCUAGUGUCAUCAUUUGCUUCUGCUGGUUUGUAA